AUGUCGACCUUUGCUCCUUUCCCGGCCAAGGGCCAAUGGGACGAUGAUAGUGACCGUCCAUCCACUCGUUCCUCUAAUGAGCCGCCAGAGUAUGCGGCUCAUAUCCGGUCGAGGUCAACUGCUCAUGUGAAUAGCCCGAAGCGUCUAUCAGUCUUCAGUGGCCGUUCCAGAAGCAAUACUACUACCUCGACCUCGACAACCUCUCGCCGGUCCCCAGGUUCAUCCAUGACCUCCGAAGGAUCAAUGCCUGAGGAGCGAACGGUGUCAUCGCUGGGCAUGCGUGCUGAUAAGGAUAAGCCGUCACGGUCCUUACUAGCACGUGGCAGUCGCAUUCUGCGCCGUCAAGGUAGCAAGAUCAACAUUGUCGCCACGCUGGACGAGGAAGACGAGGCGGAUCGCGAGAAGCCCAGGGCCGAGAGAGAGCUGUUUGGCCGUCGCGCCCGCCAUAGCGAAAACCAUGAACGUCUGAAGAGCAUCAUCUCAGACCCAUUCGACUUCCACCACUUGACUCAUACCAACCCGUCGCAAUUCCAGUUGUUGGAUCAGACCCGUGAGAAUGAUCUCGUCACCGAAUUCUCCGCCAUCCGUGCAUCUCAACGGCCCCAGACCGAUCUUAAAGGCAUCCGCGCCGAGAACAUUCAUUUCCGCAACUUCUCCACCGAAGACCUGGGUGCGUUUGGAACUGCCACCACGGUGGAUGUCCCCAGUGUCAGUCCACCGGCUUCUCCAGAUGGGUACCGUGGCCAUGCACGUCGGGAAUCUCGUGUGACCGAGAACUUCUCCCGGCCUGUCUCCAGAUAUCCCCGUUCAUGCCCUACCACUCCCCCGCCGCCUGCUGUCCCAGAGGCCCCUCUACCUGAAACUGCCGAGCCCGCUCCUCGGGCCAUUGAUGAGAUCCUAGGCUUGUCCACCAGCAUGACAUAUCCGGAAUGCUUGCAAUCUGCCCAGCCAACCCGUUUCUUCAGUCCCGAGCCCACAGACGAUAAGCCCAGAACGUCGUCCAUGAGUAGCCACUAUGAUCUAGAGGAUGUCCAGGAAGAGGAAGAGGAAGUGACUCGGUACUGGGAUAGCCCUGAGUCUAGUAUGGGAGGCCCUGUUUCCUGCGCAACUUCCCAGGCUAGUCCCAAGACCAGGGUCCGGUCAAGUCAGCCAAAGGCUCCGUUGUCGAUCGAUGUGGCCGAGGAGUUGUCCAGAAAGUUCUCCGAGGCACUUGGUUCGCCCACCCUGCCCCAGCAUCUUCAGCACACUUCUCAAGCCCAGGUCCAGGUGACGCCGCCUCCGACCUCCAGCGUGCGUCAAUUCUCGUAUGACGAUGAGAUGUAUGACUCGUGGGAUGCGGAUAUCGACUAUUGCUAUGAGCAUGCAGCCGAGUCCACCUCCAACUUUGACUGGUCGCGCACAUCUCUGGACGAGAACCGUCCACAAAUUGGUAUUGCCUGCAGUGAUGGUCCCUGGCUGUCACCAAAGACCCGACACCUCCAGCCCAGCCCGUUGAGCACCUCUGCUCUGCCCACUCCAGAUUUGGACCCUAGCCCUGCCCAGUCGGCUAUGCCGCACUCAGCCGCCACUCCUUGUGAUUAUGAGCCAGAUUAUAUCGCUCGGCCCGGUGACUAUUUCCCAGUCAGUUCCUCGAUCCUGCCAUCGUCCCUGGGCAAACAACUUCCUCACGAGCCGUUGUAUGAGGAGUACCUGGCAACUGAUGGAGAAUCAGAUCGUCACUAUCCCUUCUCGGGCAUGAUGGGCAACCCCAUCUCUCCCCGUAACAGCUUUUCCCCUAUCAGCAAGUGCAACUCCCAGGAGAGCUUGAUGCUCUCCCGCGCGGCCUCGAUUGCCCGCAAGCACCGCUCCUCGGUGUCAACCACCAGCGUACCGGAGCUCAUCCACAGCCUGUCCAGCAGCCGCGAGCUGAUGCCGACUGACCGUUUGACUGCCGUCGAAGCCCUGGCCCGCCCUUCUUCAUCUUCCAAUCAUCGCCAAACCAAGAGUCUGGCCGAGGCACACCUUCUUCAGAAUGCUGAAGAUGAAACCAUGCCUCCAUUCCUUCACGACCGGACUAAAUCCACCUCCGAGGUGGAAGUCCGAUCGAUCGAAGCCCCGCUGCCUCCGCUGCCUCCUAAAAAUCCCAACCGAAAGAAGAGCAGGACUCCAUCUUACUCUCUCUUCCCAACCACUGCUCAGUAA
Molecule: messenger RNA, 2181 nt
Organism: Penicillium antarcticum
Lineage: Eukaryota; Fungi; Ascomycota; Eurotiomycetes; Eurotiales; Aspergillaceae
Exons: 2
Coding region: 1-2181 (726 amino acids)
Source: RefSeq, a predicted model, not a curated record